GUACAUACACAAACAGGACCCAGAACUUACCAGGUUCAAGUGAGCCCAGACAUAAUGUGGCGGCGUCACAUUAACCAAAUGCAUUCCACGGAAAACAGCACAACAAUCGAGAGAGAACAGGCACAGAGAGAUCCUGAGAGUGACACACAGGGAACUGUAGAGGACGGUGGGGCAGUAAAGAGACCCCAGGCUGAAAGAAGGGAAUGUGUUGAUGAAGGUGCUGCUAUAGCAGAAGCUAUAAUGGAACAAGCACACACUGAGGAUGUUCAGGAGCCUCCAGACAAUCCGAGGCGCUACCCAGAACGAAGGCACCGUCCACCAGACAGACUAGACUUAUAAAACAAACAAAAACUAACUGUUCAAGUUCAAAUUAAAAGAUGCAAAAUAACUACAACAAGUUCUGGGAAAUGUUUCAGUUGUGGUUUGGUAAAAGUAACUCUGAUUGUAUAAGAGAAGGAAUGUUAUGUUCUGUUAAUUACUGAUGUCCCCUUUAAGGCGGGAGCACCCUUGGUCAUGGUCAGUGUUGUUCUAUGUUAUUCUGGUACUAACUCGUUUGAGUAAAUGUGAAGCUCCAGUUCAAUUGCUUGUAUUCAGAGUCUUUCUUAUUACAUAAAUAAGUACUAAGUGUUAAGACACUACACCCAUGAACAUUCCAUAAGCACAGGAACCAGUUUUGCCUGAGGAAAAGCGAAAGUAAAAGUGUUUCGGUCACACUUCUUGUCCUCGGAUGAUGGUGGUUAUGAUAUUGUUUUAUGAAGGGAUAGUUAUUUUUUAUGACUUUCAUACAUUGAUGCCGAUAUAAAUCAGCUAUUUUUUUAUCAGCUACGGACUUUCCUCGGUAAAUAUAAAUACAAAUUAAAAAUAAAUACAAAUCUGAAGUGGAAGACCAUUAAAGGCAAAAUGGCAGAGUCCAGUGUUCAUAAUAAUCCAAGGAUGAGAAAAUUCUUCACUGUUGUCAGUGGCAAUACCUUGGGGUCUCAUAAGGACUUUUUGAAACAACUCACCAUGCAACAAGACUUUACUGAAGUGAUGACCCUGGAGAAGAGUGAUGUCAUCAUAACUUUCUGUCCUAUCGUCAGUCGUGCUGGGACUGAUAUUGAAGCAGCACUGCAGGAGAUCCCAACUGGUAAAUGUGUUGUUUUGGUGGUGCUGCAUCAUACCUUCAACCCAGACUGCACAGUACCUGACAGUAGCAGACUGGUGACCAGAGGUGAUAUGCUAACAGUGGACUGUCUGUUCCAUGAGAACCAGGGACUACUGGACUGUCCUCGCAAUACAGAAGCAGUCCGGACGAUUUGGAGCCAUCUGAACAUACAGCCAAUGAACACCCGAAAAGGUUUGUUCAAAAACAAAAAGCCGAGUGAGCAGAAGAGUAAGAAGCAAGUGGAUGCACCGAAAAAAGAACUACGGGAAGAAAAAUGUCAGCAAUGUGUACACAAGGACAAUCUACUAAAGCAAAUAGAUGAACUGAACCAAAUACUUGAUCAACAGGUACAUGAUCUGAAGAACGAGGUAGAGAGACUGAGAAGCCAGGUCACAGCCCAGAUGACUGAUUCUGCGCCUCAACCUGAACAAUCGGUUGUGACGGGAUGGAAUGCACAGGAUAAGGAGCAGCAGUCGGCCCAUUGUUUGGGUUUUCAUCACUGAUUAUUUGGAUGGGGGUGGAGGGGGGUUAACAAGUGACAUCAAUAAGGGAUCAUAGCUUUCAUCUGGAUUCACCUGGUCAGUCUAUUCAUGUUUAGUACACUGACCAUUUUAUUCCAAAACAGUCACAUCGUUGUGAUGUGAAACUUCAGACACUUUUUGCUGAUCAAAAUGCUAACAUAAGCCCUUCUUGGUAGUGACUUUUGUACCAAAACCAAAGUGUGGAUUGUAGUCACUCCUUAGAGCAGUCUGAUCUCAGUUAACCCAGAACCUAAAUAUUUCUAAUUUGAUGAGCUGUGUGAUUAAGGUCUGGGUCCUGUUAGAAAUUGGGAGUUUCGGUUUGCGAAGUCUCCACCCUCGCAAAAGGAAACUCUCAGCCCCCCCCCCCCCC
This is a messenger RNA of Oncorhynchus mykiss (rainbow trout), 2035 nucleotides long. Lineage: Eukaryota; Metazoa; Chordata; Actinopteri; Salmoniformes; Salmonidae. The record is from RefSeq and is a predicted model, not a curated record.